Messenger RNA from Malania oleifera, 1926 nucleotides. Its product is annotated as polyol transporter 5-like. Bases 81 to 1673 code for a protein of 530 amino acids. Gene Ontology annotation, biological process: transmembrane transport. The record is from RefSeq and is a predicted model, not a curated record. NCBI's taxonomy places the organism in Eukaryota, Viridiplantae, Streptophyta, Magnoliopsida, Santalales, Ximeniaceae. The transcript is spliced from 2 exons. Gene Ontology annotation, cellular component: membrane. Gene Ontology annotation, molecular function: carbohydrate:proton symporter activity.
CCGUUGGUGCUACGGUAGAACAGCAGAAGUCUUCCCACCCAGCUAGCGCUAAACCGGCCGGCCCUCUCUCAUAAUUUUUAAUGGGGAUGGCUGAGCUGAAAGCCGAGAAAAAUGGCGUCGCCGGCGAUAGCUCUGCCGGUUUUGAGUGCCCUCCGACGAAGAAACCGGCAAGGAACAAGUUUGCCUUUGCUUGUGCCAUUCUGGCUUCCAUGACUUCCAUCUUGCUCGGAUAUGAUAUCGGAGUGAUGAGCGGAGCCGCCAUUUACAUCAAAGACGACCUCAAAAUCAGUGACGUCCAGGUCGAGAUUCUCGUGGGUAUACUCAACCUUUACUCGCUCAUUGGUUCUGCCGCCGCCGGCCGUACCUCCGACUGGAUAGGCCGCCGGUACACCAUUGUCCUCGCCGGCGCCAUCUUCUUCGUCGGAGCCCUCCUCAUGGGCUUUUCCACCAACUACGCCUUCCUCAUGGUCGGCCGCUUCGUCGCCGGCAUCGGCGUCGGCUACGCCCUGAUGAUCGCCCCCGUCUACACCGCCGAGGUCUCGCCGGCGUCCUCCCGCGGCUUCCUCACUUCCUUCCCGGAGGUCUUCAUCAACGGCGGAAUCUUGCUUGGCUACGUCUCCAACUACGCCUUCUCGAAGCUUCCGCUUCACCUCGGCUGGCGGUUCAUGCUCGGCGUUGGCGCCAUCCCGUCGGUGCUGCUCGCCGCCGUCGUGCUCCUAAUGCCGGAGUCGCCGCGUUGGCUCGUCAUGCAGGGUCGACUCGGCGACGCACGGCGAGUUUUGGACAAAACGUCCGAUUCCGCCGAAGAGGCUCAACUCCGGCUUGCCGACAUUAAAGCCGCUGCCGGAAUACCGGAGAACUGCACGGACGACGUCGUUGCUGUCUCGAAACGCAGCCACGGAGAAGGUGUCUGGAGGGAGCUUCUCCUCCAUCCGACGCCUUCCGUUCGCCGAAUUUUAAUAUCCGCAGUCGGGAUACAUUUCUUCCAGCAAGCCUCCGGUAUAGACGCCGUCGUUUUGUACAGCCCGAGAAUUUUCGAAAAGGCUGGGAUCACAAAGGACAACGAGAAGCUGCUCGCGACGAUAGCCGUCGGAUUCGUGAAGACGGUCUUCAUCUUAGUGGCGACCUUUUUGCUGGACAAGGUCGGACGGCGGCCGUUGCUCCUGAGCAGCGUCGGCGGCAUGAUCGCGUCCCUCGCCGCACUGGGGUUCGGAUUGACGGUGAUCGACCACUCGGAGGAGAAACUGAUGUGGGCCAUAUCGCUGUGCAUCACCACCGUAUUAUCGUACGUCGCGUUCUUCUCGAUCGGGUUGGGGCCCAUCACGUGGGUGUACAGCUCCGAGGUCUUCCCGUUGAAGCUACGCGCUCAGGGCGCGAGUAUGGGAGUUGCCGUGAACAGGGUGACCAGCGGGGUUCUUUCCAUGACGUUCAUUUCUUUGUACAAGGGCAUCACCAUCGGCGGCGCGUUCUUUCUGUUCGCCGGACUGGCGACGGCGGCGUGGCUGUUCUUCUACACUUUCCUGCCGGAGACGCAGGGGAGGACGUUAGAAGAAAUGGAGGCCCUUUUUUGUAAAAACAAAGAUACUAAUUGGGUGAAUGAGACGAAGAAAAAUACCCAAAAUGGUCAAAACACAGCUAAUCCUGGUCAGAUUCAAUUGGGGACUAACCAGUGAGAGUGGAUCUUAAGUAGGGGCAUUUUGGGAAGAAGGCUUUUUUAAUAACCCUAAAUUGACUGGAACAAAACAAGGCAAGGGUCUGUUGUUUGGGAUGAUGGAAAAGGUGAAGGGAAUGUGCGAGGGGGAGAGAAAGGGCUCAUAGCCACGACAUAUGUGUAUAAUGGACAAAAAUCAUUGGAGAAUCACAAAGACGAAUUUCUCCUUUUUAAGUAUAAAUUUAUAAUACACUAUCUUUUCAAGUUCUCUGUUA